Molecule: messenger RNA, 1866 nt
Organism: Mercenaria mercenaria
Lineage: Eukaryota; Metazoa; Mollusca; Bivalvia; Venerida; Veneridae
Exons: 14
Coding region: 329-1747 (472 amino acids)
Source: RefSeq, a predicted model, not a curated record
UGAAUCACAAGGUAAAAAAAGCAGCAGUGAGGUGGCAUCUGAAGUUAAUGAAGCUGACCCCAAAGUUGUCAGGAAUGCGCGAAGGAAGAAGCACCACAAUGGUAAAUGCGAGGUUUGCAAACAAGACGGGCAACUUAUUCUUUGUGCGACAUGCCCACGUCGUUACCAUGCAUCGUGUGUGAAACCAGAAUCAAAAGAAAUUGCUGUGGAUCAUUGGUUCUGUCCAAUAUGUAUAACCUGGAGAAAUUACAUUGAAGAUAUAGAACGGUUUCGUACUGCACAGAAGCAAAAACAGCCUAAGGGAAAGCUUCCUAAAGAAAUAUUAGAAAUGGACAGCAGGUCAAUUGACAUUUAUAGGAAAGCCCUGAAAGAAGGCGAAUAUCGUGCACAUCAUAUAAGAGUGAUGGUUGUUGGACAUUAUGGAGUUGGAAAAACUACCUUAACCAAACGACUUUUUGGAGAUGAGGUCGAUAUUGGUAAACGAGAAAGCACAGACGGUAUCGACGUCCACGUCAAAAGAUGUAAGGUUUCGAUGAAUGAUGGAACAUGGCAAGUACAUGGAAAGCAGACGGAUAAAGACAAAGCACGGAAGGCAAUUUUCCAUCAGCUGGCAAAGUUAUUUAAAAAGGAUGACCAAGAAGUAACUCAACUACAACCUUCAAAGGAGAUGAACUCAAUGUUAGAUAUCGAGGACACAUUACACGAAUCUGCAAAACCUCAGGAAGAAACAAGAUCGCAGACAUGUUCAUGUAUGGAUGUUGAUAAGGCUCAGGAACAGAAAACAACUGUUGAAUAUCCAGAAGACAGAAGAAAAACAGAAACAAAACAUUCUGAUACAGUUAUGAAAGAAUCAGCGGAGAUUAUUUAUUCUCGUCCACAAUCCACCGAUGACAUUGAGGAACCAGCGGUUGAAUCUGUGGAUGAAGACUAUGCACAGAGCUUGCGGCAUUUGAAGAAAUUCAUAGAAAACGUACAAGUUGACAAAGAACAUUUGGGAACAUCCGACCUGUCGUUGUGGGACUUUGCCGGACAGAAUGUGUUUUAUGCAACUCAUCAGGUUUUUUUCUCUCGUCGAGCAGUCUACCUGCUCGUCACAAAUAUUUCCAAGCACAUUGAUGAUACGGUAGACGACGAUCCUUGGCAUACUGACUGCAGAGGAGAGGCAAAGUGCAGAAUUGCAGAAUAUAUUGACUUCUGGUUGAAUUCGAUACAUGAGUUUUGUAGUAACGAAGAAGACGAUGGACCUCCUAUAAUUUUGGUUGGCACUUUUGCAGAUCAGUUAAAAAUGGACAUCUCUCCAGAUGAUGCUUUCAGCAAGUUGAGAGAAUUUCUGGUUGACAAGGUAGCAAGUUGUCAUUUGACCACAGAGGACUUUUUAAUAGAUAACACUACUGAAGAUGGAACAAUUCAGUCGCUAAAGAAACAUAUAUUCGACGAAGCUUCCAAACAGGGAUACUGGGGAGAAGAUAUCCCAGCGAAAUGGGUCACAUUAGAAGACAACCUGAUACGACUCAAGGAGGAAAAUCUAAAGGUAUUAGACAAAGACAAACUGAAGGAACUGAAUAAGACAUUGCCUGCACCUAUUGAAAGUGACAAGGAACUAGAGUUGUUCUUGCAGUUUCAUCAUGAAAUGGGGAACAUCAUAUAUUUCAGGGAACUGAAAGGUGGACUUGGGGAAAUGAAGUUGCAGUCUAUGGUCCUGUUUGCCCUGUGUUGUAGGACAAACAACAACAACAAAAAAUUAUGAAUUUUUCCAUUGAUUGGUGGUGGAGGGGAUAAUAUUGUUGUCAGUUUGAGAAGUAGAAGAAAAAGUAAAUGACUCGGAUCAAAGACCUUUCUGAACAGAUUGAGAAAACAGAAGUCUAC